This is a messenger RNA of Amoebophrya sp. A120, 4347 nucleotides long. The record is from the annotation of a GenBank genome assembly. Lineage: Eukaryota; Dinophyceae; Syndiniales; Amoebophryaceae.
AUGGCGUGGGGUUUUUCGACUUGCUAGUUAACAUUUACAUUUUUUUGAACACAGGAAGAUACAUUUAACAUAGUUAACAUUUACAUUUUUGAACACAGGAAGAUUACAUUUUUAGUUAACAUUUACAUUUUUUUUUUUACAUCGAGAAGAUAUAUGCUGGGUCAGCCGUCCGGCUAAAAACAGGAAGCGGCAAGCUAACCGAAAAAUUCGCGCAGAAGUGCGGGAUACGGCAGGGCUCAUCGCUAAGCCCCCUCCUCUUCAUCCUCUGCCUAGGAUUCGCGAUGGAGAUGACGGCGCGGGUUCUAGAGAAGCAGGGCGUUUGGAAGGAAGGGGCGGACGAGGUCGAAAAGUUGAUCCUGACCUGGAUCGGCUAUGUGGACGACAUCGCGACAAAAGCAGGGAACGAAGAACAGGCCCGGGAGGUGUUGUUGCAAUUAACGGCGGCGUGCGCGUUUGUCGGGUUGCGCAUCAACAGCGACAAGACCGAGUGCAUGACGUUCAACAUCGAGCCAAAAACGAGGGACAACGAGGAAGCACGGGAAGAAGAAUUCCUGUGGUGCGACGAGACAGGGCAAGAGCGUGGAGGCUGGAUGGUAGAAUGGGACGGAGCGGACCUACGGGAAGACACGAGAAGAGCAGCAAGAAAAGCAACGAAAUUCGAUGACAGGGGACUACGAGUGACGCACCUGCUGAUGUGGAACGACGGAAGCUCAUCGCGAUGCCACUACAAAGGCAAUGGUGGAUGGGCGGUGGUGCAGAGAGGAAAGAAGCAGGAAAGCAUCAGGUUGGUGCGGCUCGGCGAUGUGAAGUUUGUUUUGGAAGAUAAGAACAAAUUUCAGUGCAGCAGAUGUGGAGACUAUCUUCCAGACCAAAGAGCCUUGGUGUCACACCAGGCCACGGGCUUCUGCAGGCCGAAGAAGACGACACAGGAACGAAGGACGCUGCGAGUGGGGCGGCAAGUGGAGGAAAAACAGAAAGCCGAAAGGGCAAGAAGGGUGGUGCCAGCCACGUUGCAAACUUUCGACGGUAGCCCCAUCAAAACGUCGGGCGUUUUUAAGUAUCUGGGGUCGCAGGUGGACAGCAGCGCAAGCAUGUCCACCGAAAUCAACCGGAGAACCGGGAUCGCGCGCACGGUAGUAGUGUCCCUCCGGGACAUAUGGCGAGACAACGAACUUCCCCGGCGGUUGAAGGCGACGCUAUACCAGACCCUGGUGAAUUCGGUCGCCUUAUAUAAUGCGGAGCUCUGGGCACCGAAGGAGAGCGACAUGAAGACGCUGCGCUGGUUUCAGCACACGACGCUGCGAACCGUCGCCGGGGAAAAACGCGAAUGGCAAAUGGAUUUGGAAGAAGAAACGGAAGAGCGGGAGUACGCUAGUAGGCAAGAACUAUGUCGAACCACAGGGAUCCCACCUAUAGAGACGAUGCUACGAGAGAAGCGCAUUGUGUGGGCAACACACACAGCCCGCAACCCCGGGGAGGCCUGCCACUUUUCGGUGAAGGCGGAGAUCCGGGCGGGCUCAAGGUGGGGGAGGAUGGUCGCGGCAGACAUGGAGAUGGUAGGCAUGGACGUGCAGGAGACGAUGAAAGCGCCGCCGGAUGCGAAAACAGUAAAGGCCCAGCUACUGGCGAAGCGGCCAACAAAACCGCUGGCGAAAGAAGGCAGGAAAGAAACGAAGAGAGGAAAAACAAAAGCCUGCGCAGAGAAGACGCAGCGCCAGCGGGAAAACAUCCGGAAACAAGCGGAGGAACAAGACCAGCAGCGCGCGCAAUUCUGUGCGCAAAUCAGCGGAAGACGUUGGGUAAGAGUUCCCGACGGAGACGGAAGAACCUACGAAACGGAAGAAGAGAACCCGGUGCGUUCCAGAUACAAUGGGAGGCCUUUUGCGAAAACUCAGGCAAGGAAGAGGCGUGGGUAGCAGGCCUACUAUUCACAAAAGAGGAGGGAGAGUUGUGGGCUGCCGCUUGAGGCGAGACAGUCGAUGUCUCGAGGAAAGAAUCGCUUGUGUGUACAUCCGAGAAAAGAAGACUUGAUGAAAGAAAAGAAACAAAUUUUAAACCCGGAUAAACACGUAAUGAGUGAGUGAGUGAGUUGAACACAGGCGACCCGUCAGAUACUUAUUGUGUGCACAGCGAGGUGGUAGACCUGGACCCCCGCCCCGCGGCGGGCUCAUGAUGUCUGUCGUACUACAGUGUUUCCGCGUCUGUCGGGCUCAUGAUGUCUGUCGACCCCUUUUUUGUUUCCGCGUCUGUCGUACUACAGUGUACGACGGCGUGAGAUGAGCCAGCCGCGGGUUUAUGUGGUGCAAAAAUGAUGAGCCAGCUCUUCCUCUUUCGACUAUGAUGACCCAUUAAAUUACUUUACUUCCAUCAUCUACUUAUCGGGUAAAACUCCUUUGCUGCGACGCAAGCCUUAACAAUUUUUUAUAGUGCAUCAAUAACAAAAUGCCCGAACAAUAGAUAAACCAUGAAAAACGUUUCGGCCAUUGAAAAUAUAGUGAUAUGCUGCUGGACAUGAGUUUUGACAGACUUACACUGCGCCCGCUCGACUACUGGACCAGGCCUAACAUAGGAGAGCUGUGCUUUCUUCGCCGCUAGACCGAUGAUUGCGACCGCGCCGCGGUGUUAUGUGUUGAGGCUGCACGACUCGUAGCACUUCGAGCUCUGGCAGCUUCGCUGUAUGUCAUAGCGCUUUAUAUUUCAAGAAAGGCGACGAAGACAACACGUCAGCAGCCGUACUCACGAGGGUGGGCGAGUUCUUUUUGACAAGAUGGCGAAGAAAUGUUGAUGGGAAAACAAGUAGGUAAAAAUUAUGCUUCACAGCCACUGCUGCAGCUAAGAUGUCAAUGUCUCACUGCUGCUAGUACUUACAAUUUGUGAUCAUGAUGCCCUGGAGGUGUAUCCAUUGCAAACGUGUCUGGAUGGUCCUCGGGAAGAGUGCAGAUGUUUGUCAUGCACAUUUUGAUGCAUGACGCAUGGUGUUGGUGUCUGUGAUGUUGUGUGUCCUAGCAUGCAUGAUCACGGGUUAUUCUCACAGUUCUUCUUGAUGACUCUCUUGGGUAGUGUCGUGGCCUCGGUACGCCACUACAAGUUGGCGCACCGAGGCUAGAAGAAGUUUCUUCAGGGCGCACAUACGAAAUGGCGCACCGAGGCCAAAAAUGCAAGUUUUUCGGAAUUGCCGCCUCGGUGCGCCGAGGCUCACCGAGGCUGACGGCCUCGGUGCGCCAACUUGUAGUCACGAACGAAGCAGCAGACGGGCGGAACACAGGGGGGGGGGCGUCGGCUAAGUCGCGAGACCACGCGCGCGUGCCUUGUUGGCGGGUAGAAAAACAAAGCCCGGACCUUGGCCCGCGUUCGAGGGCAAAGUAAAAAACGCAGCAGGCGAAGGCGCCCGCGUCACCAGGGACAGGCGUGCGAAACUAGUCUGGGGCCACCGACUUGCGCGGCGCGUCGCGCAUGCGAUGGGCAAAGGCGCGCGCGGGCGUACAUCAUGCGGGCGCGAGGAAUGACAGAAGCAAGUACACAGCGAAGGCGCAUAAUGUCUCAAAGGCGGGCGCUUCCCAGCGAAGUUUUUGCGCGCCGCCUCGGUGCGCCAAAAUGUAUUGUGAAGGCGCGCCGCUACCAUACGAAUUUUGUAGGUGGGCAAAAAGACAUACUUUGGCGGGCUCGGUGCUGCCAUACGUUACAAACCGCACCAGGCUCGGUGCUGCUUUUUGGCGGGUUUUCCCGAUGACAAAAGCGCGCAAAUUGUAACGCCCCACAUACGAUUUGGCGUGCCGAGUCGUAUGUGCGUACCUAGGCCACGUCAUGCAUGAUCGCGGGCUAUUCUCACAGUUCUUCUUGAUGACUCUCCCGCAUGAGAAAUGCUCUCUUCGCGCAGUAAAGACUGGACUACGACUACUCUUUGUGCGCAGGAGGCAAUGAAAUUAAGUACCAAAAAGCAGCAUUGCAAGCUGCACACCUCCAGCAGAGACAUCCACCCAGACACAUUUGUGAUGCAUAACACGUCGGAUCAAGGCCACGAAUCCUGCAACGGACGUCGUGCCGCGCAGCGCACUUCGAGAGCCCCGGGAGAAUGAUCUGCAGUCUGUUCUACUAACUAGGUAUAAUGGCAGUAGAAGUAGUAGACAGUACACUCUUAAUGACAAGUAGUGACCACUAGCAGCAGGCGCGAGCAGUAAGAAGCGCGAUCUAGUUUCAUCGGAACGGUACAGAAUAAUACCGCUUUGAAUCAACAUGGUCGUGCUUGCGCGGUCAGUACUAAAACUUGCAAUUUCAUCACCCGGCGUGAGGCGGACACUCUGACGAGAUAACAACGGCUUUAGCCUUUUUUUGAUUUUAUGUAGCUAG